This is a messenger RNA of Cololabis saira (Pacific saury), 6640 nucleotides long. RefSeq names its product unc-5 netrin receptor A (gene unc5a). Lineage: Eukaryota; Metazoa; Chordata; Actinopteri; Beloniformes; Belonidae. Gene Ontology annotation, molecular function: netrin receptor activity; thiosulfate-cyanide sulfurtransferase activity; protein binding. The record is from RefSeq and is a predicted model, not a curated record. The coding region runs from base 457 to 3201 and encodes 914 amino acids. Gene Ontology annotation, cellular component: membrane. The transcript is spliced from 16 exons. Gene Ontology annotation, biological process: netrin-activated signaling pathway; anterior/posterior axon guidance.
GUUCUGCCCUCCGCUGCCAAUUCUUUGCAAUUUUCGCAUUUGGGAGAGGGUUUUUUCUUUCUCACCGAGGGCUCCAAAAGUGACACGGACCGGCUAGAAACUGCCUCCCUCCUCAAGCUCAGUGUCAAGAAAAGAGUUGUGAACGAACGGACAGCACAGGGAUUUUGGAGACGAAUACAGUACGAGGCUGUUCUACAGUGAAGCCACGGCAGUUUCCUCCACCACACCUGUGAUGCUUGUUGUUCUGGGCAACGAAGACGCACGACCGGGAUGCAGAUGGCCCUAACGCGGCAGAAGACGUGCUGAAGAAAGACACACAAAAAAAAACCCACACUGUGGCGUUGAGGCAAAAAUAACAACCAAAAAAAAGAGAGUGGACACUUUCCGAAGCUGAAACCACGUUUCACAGCUUAACCUCCGUCCUUUUCAAACUUGAGUGAUUAAAAAGCCACGAAGAUGCCCUUACCUCUGGGCUCUUUUGUCCGCUGCAGGUCUGCGCUCCUCGCUCUCUGGCUCGGGCUCGCUGGCUUCACGUGUGCUGGCGGUUCAGAGCACGCUGCCACAGCAGCGCUCCCCGCUGCGUUCUCGGACCUGUUACCUCACUUCCUAGUGGAGCCAGAGGACGAGUACAUCGUCAAGAACAAGCCGGUUACUCUGACCUGCCGCUCAACGCCGGCCACUCAGAUCUACUUCAAGUGUAACGGCGAGUGGGUUCACCAAGAUGACCACACGAUUGAGCGGAGUGUUGAUCCAGCCACAGCUCUGCCAAUCAUGCAGGUGACAAUCGAAAUUACUCGACAGCAAGUGGAAAAGGUGUUCGGCCUGGAUGAAUACUGGUGUCAGUGUGUCGCCUGGAGCACCACCGGGACCCAGAAGAGCCAGAAAGCAUACAUCAGGAUCGCUUACCUGAGAAAGAACUUUGAGGAGGAGCCGCAGGGUAAAGAGGUGGCAUUGGAUCAGGAGGUGUUACUGCGCUGCCAUCCCCCCGAGGGAGUGCCACAAGCUGAGGUGGAGUGGCAGAGAAAUGAAGAUGUGGUCGACCCAGCGAGUGACCCCAAUUUUUUCAUCACCGCUGACCAUAAUCUUGUCAUCAAAAAGGCCCGCCUGGCAGACACAGGCAACUACACGUGCGUGGCCAAAAACAUCGUUGCUCGCCGCAGAAGCAACUCCGCCACGGUGCUUGUCUAUGUCAACGGCGGCUGGUCCACGUGGACCACCUGGUCGUCCUGCAGUGCUGUGUGUGGGCGUGGCUGGCAGAAGAGGAGCCGGAGCUGCACCAAUCCCACGCCACUGAAUGGAGGCACAUCCUGUGAGGGGCAGAACGUCCAGAAAAGUGCCUGUGUGGCCACCUGUCCAGUAGAUGGAGGCUGGAGCGAGUGGAGCAAGUGGUCGGCGUGCGGCGCGGACUGUUCGAUGUGGAGGAGCAGGGAGUGCACCCAGCCCUCGCCCGGCACCGGGGGCAAAGACUGCCAGGGGCUUGACCUCCAGUCUCUAAACUGUACCAGUGAGCAAUGCCCACAAACCGUGAGCGGAGCUGAGGAUGUGGCGCUCUACGUUGGCAUGGUGGCAGUGGCCCUGUGUCUGACUCUGCUGCUCAUCGUGGUCGUCCUGGUGUACCGGCGCAAGAAGGAAGGCCUGGACGCCGACGUGGCCGACUCCUCCAUCCUCACCACUGGCUUCCAGCCCAUGGGCAUCAAGCCCAGCAAGCCAGGUGUGUGGGCACCGCGGCCACGCAGGCCUCCCCACAGCAAGAAUUCCCAUUUGCUCACCAUCCAGCCUGAUCUGACUACUACCACCACCAGCUACCAAGGCACCCUGCGCUCUCGCCACGAUACCACUGGGAAGUUUUCAUUAACCAACGGGCCUCUGUUAGACCCGCUCCCCAACGGCUCACACACGCUGCACAACGGCAAGCUAAACUCAGACCCAGCUGAGUUUGUAAGCAGGCUGUCCACCCAGAGUUACUUCAAGACACUCCCCCGCGACAUCGCCAACACUUCCUAUGGGACCUUCAACUUCCUAGGUGGGAGACUGACAAUCCCCAACACAGGAAUCAGCCUGCUUAUUCCUCCCGAGGCCAUCCCCAGAGGAAAGAUCUAUGAGAUUUAUCUCACUGUUCAGAGGAAAGAAGAUUUAAGGUUACCCCUGGCCGGCUGCCAGGCCCUCCUGAGCCCCAUCGUGAGUUGUGGCCCUCCUGGGGUGGUCCUGAGCCGGCCAGUUAUCCUCAGCGUGGACCACUGCUUUGACGCAUGCCUCGAUAACUGGGCCGUUCGCCUCAAGAAGCAGAACUAUGAGGGCACUUGGGAGGACGUCCUGCUGAUGGGGGAAGAGCUGGUGUCGGAGCCUUAUUACUGCCAGCUCGAGGCCGAGACGUGCCGCCUGUUUUCGGAGCAGCUGGGAACGUUCGCCCUGGUUGGAGAGUCCUUGCACAUGGGCGCGGCCAAGCGCCUCAGGCUGGUGCUCUUCUCGGAUGCGUACUGCUCCACACUGGAAUACAACAUCAGAGUGUACUGCAUGGACGACACGCAGGACGUCUUCAAGGAGGUGAUGCAGAUGGAGCGGCAGCUCGGGGGCCGGCUGAUUGACGAGCCUCACGUCCUGCUUUUCAAAGACAGCUACCACAACCUGCGCCUGUCCAUCCAUGACAUGCCCCAGGCGCACUGGCGGAGCAAGCUGCUAGCCGGCUACCAGGAGAUCCCGUUCUACCACAUCUGGAACGGUUCCCAGCGGUACCUGCACUGCACGUUCACUCUGGAGCGGCUCAGCCUCAGCACCUGCGAGCUCACCUGCCAGCUGUGUGUGUGGCAGGUGGAGGGGGAGGGGCAGAGCUUUGGCCUCGACUUCAACAUCGCCAAGGACACGCGGGCGGUGGACUCUGAGUUCCUGUUAAUGGACAGCAACGCCACAGCUCUGGCAGGGCCCAGCGCCUUCCAGAUCCCGUACCUCAUCAGGCAGAAGAUCUGCAGCAGCCUGGAUGCGCCCUGCCCCAACGGAGCUGACUGGAGAAUGCUAGCACAAAGACUUAAGCUUGAGAGACACAUGAGUUUCUUUGCAUCCAAAGCGAGCCCAACCUCUAUGAUCUUGGACCUGUGGGAGGCGCAACAUUUCCACAGCGGCAACAUCAACCAGCUGGCCACAGUCAUGGCUGACAUCGGCAAACAGGAAGCCAUGAUUUUCCUGGUCUCCGACGGCGAGUGCUAACCCAGAAAAGGGAGAGACUGGUGGAGAGGAGGAGUAGAGAGCACGACCAACAGAAACAGCAGCAGGAGUCGCACGGCGGCGUCCCUCUCCAUCACCUUGGAAGAUAGUUCAAGGUUUAUCUGGGACUCGGUUCCCUUUAUUCCAUCUGAGUAAAAAUCUCUAAAAGACAGCCCCAAUUCAGAAGAACAGUUUUGAGUAUGCGUGUGUGUGGAAAUGUAAGUCUUGAUUUUCCACUGUAACAUCAAAUUAACCUCACACCUUUUGUUGAGCAGGUCUCUUGUGGCUACGAAGGAGCAAUAUGCGAACGUGACGCUGUAACUAGUGGUCGAUAUUGCAAAUUCAUCAAACCAUUUUUUUGAAGUUGGAUUUCAAAAAAAGAAACCGCAUUAACACUUUGCAUAUUUAACACGAGGUGCCAGUCAUUUCAGGUGAAAGGAAAAAAAUACGUAAAUAAAAGGCGACAUAUGCAAUCGGCAGGUUCGUUAACACUAUACCUUCUCAAACCUGUGACACGUUCGUCCCCCGUGUCAGUGAUCUGUUCAUCACACAGACGGCUUGUAGCACAUCCUGUACGUGCAGGUUUAAAACAGAUUGUAUGCGAGACCCCCAGGUACCCGUCUCUGUGCGCGUGUGCUUUGUAGUCCAGUCGGUAUCAUUACUGUGAAUGUAACAUCUUGAUUCAGUGAGCCACUUCGCAGUUUUCUCUUCUUUUAAAUCAAUAUCUGUGAUGUCUGGGCUCUGAAGCUUUUCUUUUUAAGUGAGCUGAAUAACACUAUACCUUCACGAAAGUCGGAUUUCUGAAUCUAUUUCUGUGUAAAAGCCUCUGAUUUUGAUCCGUCAGCUUAAUUUCCUAUGUUACUGUGUAAUACCCCCAAUUGUUAAUGGUGGCGGGUUUUUUUCUUCUGUUUUUUUAAGGUUUCACAGCUAAUGAAGGAGCCAUAGUGCCGAAAGGCAUUCUAGCUGCAUACAUGUGAAUGCUGAAUGUCUUCAAAACUCACUUCUAAAAUGGCAUUUUCCCCUUAAUUACAUUUAUUCUCCCGUAUAGGAACAUGGCCAAAAGGGUUAUACCAUUUGAAUAAUGUAAAGCACUUUGCCACUGAAAUUAUGACAACAAAUCCUUCAAAAUGUUCACAACAUUAGUCAUGUUGAAAGUACAAUAGUGCAGCUUUUUUUAAUUGUUAUUGUUUUUUAUAUUGUUCAUGAAGCAAUGUUGGUGGGAAUUCAUUGUUUGCUUUGUGGCAAAGCAGUAUUUCCACAUAUGAGAGGAGGCCGUCUCAGAUAAAGCUGAAAGUGGCUUAUUCCUAAAGUCACUCCUCUGCUCACUGAUAUUUAUUUAUUUUUUGAAUUUCUGACCCAAGACAGCAAAAUUUGUCCAACAGAUUCAGGCUACAUCCAGAAGCUGCAACUACACACUUGCUCAUCUAUUUUUUUUUUUACAGCAUAACAUUAAUUUACACUGUAACUUCUUAGUAAUGGAUCUGUCAAAUCGGGCAACAUAAAGUUUGAUUAAAGUCCACAGAUUCAAGCAGUGUACUCUGUAAAGGUGAGCAAUCCCAAACUAGCCAUAGUUCUGCGUCUGCCUCAGGGUUGCAUGUCAAAGUUGUCUGUUUAAAGUUGUAAAGAAAGCCCUUUUCAUUGAAUUAGCUCUUAUUUCAACAGCCGAGAGAGUCCGUCCUACCGUCCACAGUGAUUUUAACCUUUUAGAUUAAGUGGAGCCUCAUUUAUGAUUGUCAGAUAUCUGGAAUGUACUUUUUAGUUUCCUUUUCCUUCUUUUUAACAUUGAUGGUCUUUUAACACAGCAUCUCCGCUCCUGUUAAAGCCAUCCUCCAUCCCAUCAAACACACCUCUCCUUCACAAUUUAUACAGAUGCCAUUAAAUAAAUUGUCAUCUUUUUUAGAAACUCACAGAUUGUUCCCUGGACCGAUGAAACGAUGAUUCCCCCGAAUCAUCACCACAUAUAAUAUGUAAAUACUUUUUCUAUACCAGCCAUGUGCUGUCACUUUGCAUACUGUAUAUCAGCAGAAUUGGUAACCAAAGUUUUAUGAACAUCAUUCGAGUCCACUGCAUCUUCGUGUCGUAUCCAUGGAAACAUAGUUGCAGCACCGUUUUUAGCGUAGGAUAAGUCAGAGUUGUUUUUUGUCUAAAUCGCGGACUUGAGGUCUAAUUCAUGAGUUCAUCUAAUUUCCUUGCUUUCGUCGUUUCGCGAGUUAAUGCCGUUUGUUUAAGCAGUGAUAUGUCAGUUUAUUUUCUCACUUUGUAAACAAAUGUAAAUUAUAUUUUAAUAUGAAGCCAAAAAAAGAAAAAAAGACACUUAACUGGCGCAGCAUUUGUCAAGUCUAAACCGUGACGUGUUUGCCUAUAUACUGUUCUUUGGCGAUCUAGCAGUGAUUUGCAGUGUUAAGGGUUUAGAGGCUGUUUUAACUGGACGUUUCUCUACGCGUUUUCUUUUGUCCUUACUCUGCAUACAUCUGCCAGAUCAUUUCUAUAACUGUAAGCAUUUAAAUACAAGAAGGAAGCGGUCACUGAUGCUUCGUGAAUCACUGCGCUGGGACUGUGUGAAGGCUAAUCAGAGGAGCAGGACAUCAGUUCUUGGACACUGACAAGCCAGUGUUGACACAGCAUGUUUAGAUGAGCCAUGGCAGUUGUACAGUCAGACUCUGUGAGGAAUUUUAUCACCCUUGUCAUCGUCUCGGAUGUGUUGCCUAAGCACAUUUCAGUAAUGUAAUUCACCAGCCGCCAGGAUCCUCACCAUCCAUCUUCACAUCUAACUCACCCAACAGAUCUGCAAUUACUGUGUAUGUGUGUGUGUGUGUGUGUAUGUGAUGAAUACAGUUUUGUUCAUGAAGUCUGGGCCCGAUGGUUCAGUGCGAGACUCAUGUCAGUAAGACACAUGCUUUUAUAUUGUGAGUUCACCCCUGUGUUCUGAGGAAAAAAGAAAAACGUUUCAUCUCAGCACUCUUUCUGUCACUCAUUACUAUUCAGUGUCAGGAUGUGCGCGUAUUUGAGCGUGUGUGCGUGUGUGUGUGUGUGUGUGUGUGUGUGUGUGUGUGUGUGUACAAUUCUCUGUCAGACUGAACUGUUUUCUUUUUGAACUAAGAACAAUAGACUUCUGUACUUGUGAAUGGUUUUCUAUUUAGUUCCUUGGUUCAAUGUUCCUUGCCUUUCUGCAAGUCAAAAAUGCUGUAUUUAUUACAUGCCACAGCGCUUAUGCAAUUGUAUAACCAUUCUGUUGUUUUCUGUUUUUUUAACCUUUUAUGUUCUUUAUUGUCAAUGUAAAUUGUUGUCAAAACUUUUGUGGAAAUGGAAAAACUUCUGCUAAGGGAGAUUUUCUGUACUUUUUGGACAAUGAUAUGGAUUUGUGGGUAGAAUUUUGGAAAUUCGUUUCUAAGUGCUUUCAAGUAUUUACUUGGCCUUAUGUAUAUAUAUCUAUCUAUGACAU